UUUAAAUGUACUGAAAAGGAUUGGGUAGCCUUUUACAUUACCCCGGCAUAUAUAUUGGUCUAAAACUCCAGCGCGGUUUUGCGGUGCCCAGAAAAACCAUGAAAGAAAUCCAUGUACAAAGGAGGUCAUGCAAUAGGCCUUCAAAGGCCAAAUGGUUCAUCCAGUUUGGCCACCCUCCUUAUUACCCCCAAAAAAACCCACUUUCUCUCUCUUCAUCUCUCUCACGUUUCUCCACCAAUAUUCCCGGAGGUGGACUCGGAGCCUCUCUCUAAAAACCCCUUCGCCUCCCCCUCUCUCUCUCUAUAUAACCUCCCCUGGUUUUGAAGGAGGAGAGAGAGGAAGCAUGGAGGGGAAGAGGAAGGCGGUGGUGUUCGUGGAGGAGGCGGAGGAGGAGGAUGGAGGUGUUAUUUUUGGAGAUGAAGACUUGAGUGAGAUUAGUGGGUUGAGGAGAGAGAGAGAGUACAUCGAGGUCACAUGCGGGUGUACGAGCUUUCGAUAUGGAGACGCUGCUGGCAAGCUCAGGGUCUUCGUACGUGGGGACCUUGAGAUCAGCUGUGAAUGUACGCCUGGUUGUGAAGAAGAUAAGCUCACACCUUCUGCUUUUGAGAAACAUGCGGGGCGAGAGACGAGAAAGUGGAAGAACAAUAUAUGGGUGAUAAUGAGUGGAGAGAAGGUUCCUCUAGCAAAAACUGUGCUGCUUAAAUACUACAAUGAGGCUUCUAGAAAUGGUAAUGGGGGUCAUAAAACCCAGAAUGGAAAACCCUGCCAUCGAGAUGAAUUUGUUCGCUGCACACAAUGCAACAAGGAGCGCAGGUUUCGGCUCAGAACCAAAGAGGAGUGCCGUAUUUACCAUGAUGUUAUAGCAGAUACCCAUUGGAAAUGUGCUGAUAUGAAGUUCUCCAAAAUCACCUGUGAUCAAGAUGAGGAACGAGGAAGCCGCAAAGUUUACCGGGGGUGCUCGCGUUCCCCAACCUGUCGUGGGUGUACCUCGUGUGUAUGCUUCGGUUGCCAGCUCUGCCGUUUCUCUGGAUGCAGCUGCCAAACAUGCAUGGAUUUCAUGCAAAAUGUGAAAGCCUGAGAGUGAGGCUUCUCGGCAGUCCUGCUAAAAACAAUUACAGCAAUUUUUGCCUCACUGGCUCCUCAUAAAUUGGCUUCUCUACACAAACUCCCUCAUAAAUUGAUAUUUAUACAAACUCAGGCGCUUAGACUUACCCAAUUGCGCAAAUAUUUGGAUAUUACUCUCGAUCUCUUGAAUAUUUUUAUUUUAAUCUCUCUCUCUUUUGUCUAUUUUUUUGACCUGAAUCAUAGUUAGCAGGUCCUUCAUUAAAACACAGAACUCUUGAGUUUUCAAAUUUUGGACCAUGAAUUUUAAAGAUUUUUCUAGUUUUCA
Molecule: messenger RNA, 1390 nt
Organism: Amborella trichopoda
Lineage: Eukaryota; Viridiplantae; Streptophyta; Magnoliopsida; Amborellales; Amborellaceae
Gene: ULT2
Product: Developmental regulator, ULTRAPETALA
Cellular component (GO): nucleus; cytosol
Source: RefSeq, a predicted model, not a curated record